Messenger RNA from Drosophila santomea, 3174 nucleotides. RefSeq lists its product as uncharacterized. Bases 1 to 1941 code for a protein of 646 amino acids. The transcript is spliced from 3 exons. The record is from RefSeq and is a predicted model, not a curated record. Lineage: Eukaryota; Metazoa; Arthropoda; Insecta; Diptera; Drosophilidae.
AUGCGCCUCGCUAUCCUGUGGCUGUGGCUAUCCUGUGGCUGCCUUCUGCUGGGAUUUCCGGCUAGGAUGUGGUCUUGGGUGCGGGCACAGGACACUGGUCGACGGCUGCUCCUCUCGCAGAUGGGCAAUCCGCAGCUGGAGCUCAACACCAGACGCCUGGCGAAUGCCUCAAGUUAUCUGACCAGGAACUACAUUGCUGACCGGAUCAACACGCUGGUCGUUCGCCAGAGCUGUGUGGAGUGCUCCGAGGAGUUGACCCAUCGACAGCGACAGCUGGUCGACCAGAUCCUGGCCAGCCUGGCGCCGGAACUCAGUGUGCUGCUGCACAAGGGCACUGCGGAGGACAUCACCUGGGAGUACACACUGCUGGUGGCCAACAACCACACCACUUUCAGGGGUCAGGGCUUGAGCUUUCCCGACGAGCUGCUGGAGCGCGAGUUCUUCUGCAUCGUGGUGGUGUCGGAGAUCCAGAGUCGCCAGUUUGUUAAGCAGGCCGUUGAAUCGAUUGUGCGCUAUAAUCUGCAGAUGCAGUUCGUCAAUGUGGUGGUGCUGGCGCAACUGGAGGACGGCACGGUGGCCACCUACAGCUACAAGCUCUUCAAGGGCAACUGCAGACCGGGCAUUACGGUGCGCCAAAUCAAUCACUUCGACAGGAUCACCGGCGAGCCGCAACGGCAUAUGAGGGACUUGUAUCCGGUGCGGAAUGGCCACUUGGGCGAUUGUCCGAUCAACGUGAGCGCCACCCACCUGCCGCCGCACUUGAUCUACAAGCGGUACAGGGAUCAGGCAGCUCCACGCGGCAAUGAGUCCAUUCCGGCUGAGGAUCUGUCCGGCAUCGACUGGGAUCUGCUGCAGCUGCUGGCCAAGGUGCUGCGGUUUCGCAUCCAGCUCUAUAUGCCCCAAGAACCCAGCCAGAUCUUUGGCGAGGGCAACGUUACCGGCUGCUUCAAGCAGCUGGCAGAUGGCGUGGUGUCCAUAGCCAUUGGUGGAUUGAGUGGCUCGGACAAGCGGCGAUCGCUGUUCUCCAAGUCCACCGUGUACCACCAGAGCCACUUUGUGAUGGUGGUGCGCAGGGAUCGGUACUUGGGCCGCUUUGGACCGCUGAUCCUGCCGUUUAGCGGCAAAGUGUGGGGCGUCAUCAUCGCCAUCCUGCUGCUGGCCGUGCUGAGCACCUGUGCGCUGAGAUCCCGCUUGGCUUUGAGGCAUCCCUUGGAGAAUCUCUUUGUGGUGAUUGUGGGCAAUCCGAUACCGGAGCCACGGCUGCCGGCCAGGGGAUCCCUGCGCUACUUGGUCGCCAGCUGGAUGCUGCUCACCCUGGUGCUGCGUUGUGCCUAUCAGGCGCGACUCUUCGACGUUCUCCGCCUCUCGCGCCAUCGCCCGCUGCCGGAGGAUCUGAGUGGCUUGAUCCGGGACAACUACACCAUGGUGGCGAAUGGUUAUCAUGACUUCUAUCCGUUGGAACUCACCAGUCGCCAGCCUUUGGAUUUUGCGGCUCGAUUCGAGCGGGUUCAGCGGGCAGCGCCGGGCGAGAGGUUGACCACCAUCUCGCUGAUCAGCAACCUGGCAUUUUGGAACCACCAGCACCGGAACAUCAGCUGUCUGACCUUUGUGCGCCAGCCCAUCUACAUGUACCACCUGGUCAUCUACUUUUCCCGCCGAUACUUCCUGCGGCCAGCCGUCGAUCGCAAGAUCAAGCAGCUGCUGAGCGCCGGUGUGAUGGCCCACAUCGAGAGGCGGUAUAUGCAGUACGAGGGCAAACAGCAUGUGGCUUCUAAUGAUCCCACACUCCUGCCCAAGAUCACCAGGAGAAUAAUGAGCGGGGUGCACCGCAUCCACGCACUGGUGCUGCUCGUGGCUACUGGGAUAUUUAUCCUCGAGAUUCUGGCGAGGCGCGGAAAUGGCCGACUACGACGCUGGAUGGAGUGGAUGCAUCAGCCUUAGGAAACUCAUUUUUUUUGCUAUAUUCCUUAAAUAUAAUGAUGGGUUUGCAGUGAGUUUGAAAACAUAUAGUUGGCUGACCAACCAAAUGGUAUUAGUUUAAAGCUAGUUCUUGUUAAUGGUGAAUGCAUCUCUAGCUAAUUUGUUAAUCUUCGGGGGAAACGAUGUUCCUGCUGCUCAAUAUCCUGGGUGUCCUUUUUGUGUCCUUCGGUGUCCUUCGGUGUCUUUCGGUGAUGUUGGGAACCUAAGUGGUUGGCGCGUAAGCCAGACAUGCUGCACUUAGAUGGAUUUUUGUGCGUUGGCCGGCUGGGCUUAAAAAUUGAUUUAAGACUUGUAAUGCAGCCGCUGGAUGGUUUCCUUUUCUUUUUUUUGGGGGGGUGGGGUUUUCCAACCACCCCCGCACCCCUCGUGUAGAUGGCUGCACCACUCUUGGCCACUCGGCACCACUCUUAGCCAUGUGUGAGCAGCAGCAACUGGCCAACUGGCCGAGCGGCACGGAGCGGCACUUGAGUUAAGCUGUGCAAACGUUUGCAUAAUCACGUUCCAAUUUAAAUUGCUCUAUUUGCCGGGAUGCCAACCACCCACUCACCCACUCACCCACCCACCAUCGACCAUCCGCCAUGGUCCAUCUUUGGCCAGUGGGCGUGGCCCAUCGUUGUCGCCUCUUUCGAAUUGGAAAAUCCGAACCACUUUUAUUAGCCGUGGGUGGUAUGUAUGUACAUACAUAUGAAUGUAUGUAUGUACAUAUAUAUGUAUGAACCAUCUGUUUGCGGAGUCGGAGCAAAAAUGGGAUUCCGUUUUUACUUGCUGGCUAUCCAUCUGUGUGUCGUCCACUCCUCAAAUCACUGUUUCCACUGUUUCCACUGUAUCCACUGUUUCCUGUGUCGGUGCGUAAACAAAGGGCAACAGUUGAUAGUUUGUGUGGGCAAAAAAGAAGCCCAUCGAUUCGAUUUGCAUGGGAAUGCAUAUGGAGAGCAAGGAGGCAAGGAAUUGCAAUGUUUUGGGGAUUAGGACGAGGCGAAGACAUUCGUUGCUCCAGUUGCAGAUGGCACUAAAAAUACAAAUAUUCAUUCUUGCACCAAUUAAACGUUGCUUAUGAAAGCAAAUACUCAAAUAUUUAAGGUAUAAAGGUGCAGCUUAAAUGCAUAUCUGGUAAUCAGAGCAAGUGCAGCUUUGGCUUUGCUUAAACGGCGGACUUGGGCAAAUUGGUUGCUUAAAUUUCAUACAAGUGCUCGC